AUGUUUGUUAAAUGACCUAAACUUUAUACCUCAUCAGUUGCUGUAUGUGAAGCGUAAAACCCAUAUCUUAAUUGCCUCAAAUAAAAAAAAAAUUAUUAUGAGAUUGGUGGAUUAAAAUUAAUUUGGAGAGGCCUGGCCCGACCUGGCAAUAAAUUUUUAACUGUAGUCUAGACAUGUUUGUUGCACUAGUGACUAGUCAGUUGCUAGUAAGCAUAAGUGAGUUACACAGUAUAGUUACAGUCACAAUGAUGAGUGUGCCCGUAGUACAGUAAAUAAGUUACUUACAGCUUGUGGUAGGGUAAGGCCAGUAAUAAGGCAAGGGGUGGUUUUAGUUUUAGUAGUGUUGGAAGGGAGGAAAGGGGGGGGGGGAACUGUUGAAUUGAAAUUAAAAAAAUAAACUUGUGUGAAGCGUAGGCAAGAUAUUUUACACUGUAGAAGUGUAAAUUACAGUUUGAGUAUGGUGUGAAGUCUAUUUUAAGGAUGAAUACAAAAAAAUAAUAAUAAUUCAAGGCCCUACACUAUACUACUGCCUACAGUAUAGACUAUUACUUUAGACUUUAGUCUAUUAAUCUAUAGACAUAGUAAAUUAUAGCCUCUACUUAUACUAUACUUUAAUCAUACAUAGUUAAUAGUAUAAGUAUAAAGAGAAGGACUAACGUCUCUUAUGGCUGUGUAAUUUUCUUACAAUCACAUUUCAUCAGAUCCUCUGAAUUUGCACAUCACACAUUCUGCUGGGAUUGUGAGCUGCCCAGAUUCUGAAACCUUUUAAUUAAUAUAUUUAUUUAGACUUUAGACCAAGACUCUAUGCGAUGAGAAGCCUAGACGCUCUCAAAGUCACACUGUCACUUGCAAGUGUUGAUGGUAAAUGAAAUCACUUUUGGGUUAAAAUUAUAGUGGAGAUUUAAGAUUACAUUGACUAGUAGUUAGUGCAAUAAAAUUAGUCAAGUAUUUUUAUUAGCUAGUAGAAGUCUAAGUUGUCUGAUUAUUGUGCUCUCAUAUGUGUUCUUGUCUUCAAUCCAUUUACUCAUGGUAGAAAAAUAUUAAACUGACAAAGUAACUGUUCACUCGCUGUGAUUUACUAGAGUUUUAAAUAUGGUACAGACGUUUGGAGGAUUACCCUCUUGUCUAACAUGUGUUAUUUAUUAUUUAAAGAUUUUAUUUGAUGAAUGUCCACCUUUGAUGCAUAGAUGUCAUCCAUUUAAAAAAUGUAAAAAAUCUACUAAAAAAAUUCCUUGAAUCUUGAAUUAAUCCAAAGCUCACCUCCUCUCCCUUGAGAGUUGAGACUUUAUCACAGUAUGAACCAAUUUUUUCAAUCACUUAAACAUUAUGAGUAUGAAUUUAGAAGGAAAUACAUUGUUUAAUGAGAUUUUUUUCCCCUGCACUAGUUAAGAACUGGACAGUUUAUUCAUUAUAUUCAAUGCUUCUCAAUUAAUUGGGUCAUUAAAUUAGUGAUUAAUUACCCCAAGAAAUUCACUAUUUCCUUUCUUUGUUUUGCAUCACAUGUUGAAAACAUUUUUUUUUUUUUAGUUUUAAUUUCAUUGUCACUCUAUUUUUUCAGAUAGAAAUCCUGGAGGUGAUAAAUGGUUCUAGGGAACUAACAGUUUGAGUAUUCUCAUGUAUUGCCAGCCCUUGUCAUUUAUCACUUGUGCAAUGCCACGUGUAACACACUUGUUAUCCCAUUUGUAAGCCGCACACAGAUCUUCUAUUUAAAAUGUCCAAAAGAAAGAGGGUAGUGCUUACUUUGCACGAUAAAGUCAACAUCAUUCAAAGUUUGAGGAAUGGAGAUUCAGGCAUCAUGUUGGCAGAAAAAUAUGGGGUGGGAAAAUCAACAAUAUCAGACAUUAAAAAAAACUCUGAACUCAUCAUGAAGUUUACCUGUGCUCUUGACAGAGAAGAUGGAAGUUUGAAGCGGAAGACAAUGAAGAAACCACAAAAUGACCUCUUGGAAGAUGCCGUUUUCACUUGGUUUUUGCAAAAACGCUCAUCUGGGAAACCAAUAUCUGGCCCUUCUUUGUGUGAAAAGGCUUUGGAGUUCAAUCAAAAGCUAGAUGGCGAUCCCUCCUUCAAGGCAAGUUCUGGGUGGUUAGGAAACUUCAAAUCACGGCAUGGAAUUCGGGAAAUGGAGAUGCAGGGAGAAAAAGUUUCUGCUAAUCCUGCCGCAGUGGAUACUUUCACAGACAAUGUCAAAGAGAUGCUCCAGGAUUAUGAUCUAGACUUUGUCUAUAAUGCUGAUGAAACAGGUCUAAAUUGGAAGGCACUUCCAAGCAAAUCCUUAGCAUCACAAAGUGAAAGCUCAUCUCCUGGUCAUAAAGUCAGCAACGAUCUGGUAACAGUCAUUGUUUGUGCUAAUGCCAGUGGAUCACAUAAAUUGCCGCUAUUCCUUAUUGGGAAGUCAAAAAUGCCCAGAAACUUAAAGAUUCCCUUAACAUACACACACCAGAAGAAGGCGUGGACAAACACCGAAAUCUUUCUGGAUUGGUACGACAACACAUUCAUUCCAGAAGUCAAGAAGUUCCAAAACGGCAAAGAGAAAGAAGGAAGGGUUUUACUUUUGCUUGAUAAUGCACCCUCUCAUCCCUCUGUGGAAUUGCUAGAGCGGGAAAAUGGGAUGUUUACUGUCAAGUUGUUACCUCACAGUGUGGCAUCAGUUUUACAGCCUAUGGAUCAGGGCAUCAUUGAAACUUUUAAGCGUUUGUACAGAAAGCAUCUGUUAUGUCAACUUCUUCUUUUACAGGACGAUAGUGAGACUGAAAUGGUGUGGACAUUUUAUGAGAAAAUAAACUUAAAAGAUUGCUGCUACAUGCUGGUGGACGCGUGGAGUUCACUUGAGCGAAGAACAUUAACAGGGGCCUGGAAUAAAAUUCUCAAAUUACCUCACAAAGACUUAGCAAAUGAAAAUAUCGAUGUAGAAAUUAAAGAAAUCAUAGAUUUACUGGAGAGCACCAACAUCUGCAAAGGAUGUGAUACCGAGGACGUAAAAGAGUGGCUAAACUGUGAUAUCAGUGAUCCGGGGUUUCAUAUUUUGACGGAUGAAGAGAUCAUCGAGGAUAUAAAAUAUUCAGACGAUGAAGACACUGAAGCAGAACGAGAAGAAAUAGAUAAGUGUUCUGUGCCAUCUCAUGCAGAAGCUUGUCAAGCUCUCGAAAUGGCGUUCAGCUGGUUAGAGAGACAAGAAGAAACUGAUCCUGUGCAUCUGCUACAACUGAAACGAAUCCGUGAUUUAGCAGCUACAAAACGUAAGGAAAAUUUUUAUGUCAGUUGCCAAUUAAGACGAUUUUUCAACCAAACUAAGUCCUAAUCUAGAGCCAGUAAGUUUCCAUUGUUUUAAUAUUAUUUGAACAUUAAUGUCAACAAAUUCAAUUUACUCUAGCAUACAUUUUUGUACCGGUACUCCUGUAAUGUUUGAUCACACCCUCUUCAUCGCAGAUACCUAAGAUCAGGGCGAAAGCUUUCCCUUAAAGCUAGGUCCGUAAGAUUUAAAAAUUCAUUUGUUUCUCAGGCAGUAUGGAUUUACUAGAAUGCUACCUAAAUGGUUACCAAAUUUACAUGAUCUCUACUUAAGUCAUAAUUGUCACUAAGGGAGUUAAUUUUUUUAAUACAUAUAACAGCUGACGUUUGUCAUUUAUGCCAAAGAAAAUGUCUUGUGUUUAAAUUGUUCUAACUUUAUAAUGUUGUCUUGGUUAACAUAUUUAUUAUUUAUAUGCUGAAAUCAGAUGUGUACCAUGUAAUAAAAAAACAUUUCCAAUUAUUUGGAUCAGUAAAAGAAUCUUAUCUUAUAUAACGGUAAUCUUGUAAACAAAUUGUUUUUUAAACUUAACUUUGACAUUUGGGCAUUUGUUAAAGUAAUUUUUCUCAAAUUCUGUCCUGUGUACCGCUACAGUAUGAACUAGCAAUUCCUGAGGUUUUAUUGAUAAGUAUUAUUAUAAGACUUCCGUAAUAAUAAUGUUUGUAAUCAUUCAACCAUUUGUAGAACAAAAACUAAAUCAUUGCUGAUUUUAAAAGAUUUGACCAAUUGUGUCAAGUCCUUGUUUUAAAAAUUAAUUGUUCUGCAAGUGAAGAGCAGAGAUAUUUUAUUUUAACUUCACCGGCUGCAGUUGUAAACAGUUUCCUUCAAAUUGUAUGGACUUCAACACAAGCGUUAAAUAAAUUUGUAUAAACUUCCUAAGGGCAAAUUUUUUUUUUUUUUUAAGGAGUAGUUGGGGGCUGAGGGUGGUGGUGGUGAUUUUGUUAAUGACAUACAAAUGGUUAUUUUCUUAUAUCUCAUGAAGUGCAAAACAGGAGUACACAACUUACUGAAUAACACAGACAGUGCAUUUAACAAUUUUACCUUCCCACUUUUCAUUUAAAACUAAAUCAAUGCAACAAAUUGAAACAGAUUUUUUUGUAGAUGUUGCUGAUUUCCCGUUACGGUAUUCAGUUAAAGCUCUGACUGUAGGUCAAAAUUUAAGACUUUUGCAAGAACCAAUCAACACAGGACUCUGCUUUUCAAAGUGACUCCAUUGUGAAUACUGCCAUAUUUAAUUUUGAUUUAAUAUUUUAAUUGUUUCCCCUUUUUUUGCACCAGAAAAGCGCAUGAAGGCUUUGAUAAAUAAUCAUAAUUUUAUUUCAAACCUUUUGUAAACUGUCUUGUGUUGUGUUACUGUUUAAACUUGGCAGCUUUGAUUUCUGCCAAACGCAAGUUCCCUCUUAACAAAAGCUACACUUUAAGCUCGUAAAAUUAUCAAGUUUUGAUGCCCUUAAAUGCAUUUGGACGAGAUUUUGUAAUUCUCUCAGAAACUCUUGAGGCAAAAUUAUACAAGGAGUUGUGCCAUUAAUUGUAAAUUAUGAUAUGAAACUUGUAUUUAAAGUGACCUUUAAAAAUGUGAGUAUAUUUAAGUAAGUUUUCUUCUAUUCUCAACUUUGGUCCACACUUCUGGGUCCACACUUCUGGGUCUUUUGGUCCACACUGCUGGGUCCUUUGUUCAGAUACAGACAACAUUAUUUCAUAAAAAAAAUUAAAAUCUACGGUUAUUUGAGUUUUAAUUUCUAAAAAUUAUUCAAAUGUUAAAAUGUAUUUUACAUUGGUGAUCUGAAAUGCAUUU
Molecule: messenger RNA, 5081 nt
Organism: Lymnaea stagnalis (great pond snail)
Lineage: Eukaryota; Metazoa; Mollusca; Gastropoda; Lymnaeidae
Source: the annotation of a GenBank genome assembly